Messenger RNA from Hyposmocoma kahamanoa, 1500 nucleotides. Its product is annotated as protein cortex-like. The coding region runs from base 161 to 1405 and encodes 414 amino acids. Gene Ontology annotation, biological process: positive regulation of anaphase-promoting complex-dependent catabolic process; anaphase-promoting complex-dependent catabolic process; positive regulation of ubiquitin protein ligase activity. NCBI's taxonomy places the organism in Eukaryota, Metazoa, Arthropoda, Insecta, Lepidoptera, Cosmopterigidae. The transcript has 9 exons. The record is from RefSeq and is a predicted model, not a curated record. Gene Ontology annotation, cellular component: anaphase-promoting complex. Gene Ontology annotation, molecular function: ubiquitin ligase activator activity; protein binding; anaphase-promoting complex binding.
CACGAGUUGGAUUACUUGUACUUGCUUAUACUAUGGUUUAGAACUGGCGCCAGUCGCUGCAACAGUGUAAAUCAGCCAUAUCUUGGAGAAAAAUUCGAAAGUCUACAAUCGCGGUCUGGAUAGAUUUGUUUUUCCCCGUCACGUAAUCUAUGACAAACGUAUGCGACGAGAAUAUAUUAACACUCUGGAGAGAGUAGAUAUUUGGAAUGCAAAGUACCAGCAACGAAAGAAAUUCAAGAACCGCUUUAUCGGCGAGUUAGGUUUAAAAGAUCAAUUCAAACUUCCUAAAGACGAAGAGAGCGAGCCGUCAUGGCCUUGCGUGCCUAGAAAACGGUCAUAUUUAUCCACGGCUUGUAAUAUUUUGAGCCUUCCCAAUUACAGUUAUGCUCGUUUUCCAGAGAUCAUCGACUGGAGUACGGGCAAUAUCAUAGUAGUGGGUCUGGGCAACAAUUAUCAUAUGUUCAGCUGGCAAAGCCAGAGGCUGACAGGUCACGGUGUUACCGGGAGUAAGAUUAACUGCUGUAAGUUUAAUCCACGUGGAGACGUGUUGUUGAUAGGAACAAAUGCUAACUUCGUGGAGCUACACGACGAAACAUUGGUCAAAAGCUCUCCAAACGCUUAUUGCAAAUGUGCAACAGUGGGCCACGACAUCUGUACCAUCACCAGCAUAGAUUGGAGCCCUACCGGCAACUCUUUCGUCGUAGGCUGUUCACAAGGGGCAGUAAGUGCGUUUGACCAAUUUGGACUCCACUGCAGUCGCUGGAAAGACAAAGGCCGGUCGGACAUCAUAGCGGUGAGGGUGUCUCCCGACGCUCGUUACGUUGCCGUGGCGUCCAUGAAGUCCGCCGUUGUGCAUUUACUAUUGUGGCCGUCGUUGCAGUACUAUUCCAAUGUGGACGUCGAUGAUUCGUAUGUCAAAUCUGUAGUCUGGCAUCCCUGGCGCAGCGCGCUACUGGGAGUGGGCGUAGCAGUCUCCGACUAUCGGACAAUAGUCAUCAUGUGGGACACCCCAUCGAAUAAACUGCACACAGAUCUCGCAACCUACUACAAAUACAAUUUAGAUUGCAUGCUGUUCAGCCACAGGACUGGAGAGAUGGUGCUCAGUUUGUGGGACCCAGCCAGGUCAGUGCAACACCCGAAGGCUUCUACGCAGUUGUUCGUGAUAAGUGACCCGACAACGGUAGUGGACCAGUCGGGCGAUGGCCGCGGCGACGUGGACCGCGUGCAGACCAUGGUGUUUAGCCCUGACGGGACUAAACUGGCGACAGCUACUGCCGACGAAGACUUGUUAAUCUGGAACUUUCUCCCGGAAGAUAAAACUAAAAAGAAAGUAACAAAAUCGAGGAGAUUCUCAACUAUGCCGGUGUACAUGGACCUGACAACACAGGGAUUUGUUUUACGUUAAAAUAUUUUAAGAAUUUUGUAAAUUUUAAGUCGCUAUUGGUUGAAUAAAUAUUUUAUAAUGUAUUUAAAUAAAGUUAAUUUAUAAUGAUCAUGAAU